Tuber melanosporum (Perigord truffle) is the source of this 2009-nucleotide messenger RNA. RefSeq lists its product as uncharacterized. Gene Ontology annotation, cellular component: oxoglutarate dehydrogenase complex. The transcript has 10 exons. The record is from RefSeq and is a predicted model, not a curated record. Gene Ontology annotation, molecular function: dihydrolipoyllysine-residue succinyltransferase activity. The coding region runs from base 460 to 1785 and encodes 441 amino acids. Gene Ontology annotation, biological process: tricarboxylic acid cycle. Lineage: Eukaryota; Fungi; Ascomycota; Pezizomycetes; Pezizales; Tuberaceae.
GCCCGGUCGAAUACACAUCAUCCACUGCCUAAAGGAAGUCCUUUCAAAACCUUCCACAUCCGCACCCAAGCAUCUAACGAUCUGUAAAGUGAUUGGACUUCAGAGCAUUGUUUUGCAUCCGAACUUUGCAAAAGAGAGAUCACCUGAUAUCCGAAUACUUUCUGAAUCGAUACAGUACGGGUAAGCACUACCAAGUGUUCGGUCUCGGCCCCGAAAAAGGACGCCUUGGCUUGCAGACGGUAUUCUCUCAUCGCGCAUCCCUGGCUCUCUCUCGCCCCUCCUUCUUCACACAAAUCUCGGGAAAACAAGCCCCCAAAAAGUUGCCCUACCGUACAUCCUUUUUGCUCACUUCUGAACCUUUCCACCACCCUCCUCCUUUCGUUCUCUCUGAUCCUGCUCUUUUUUUGCACCUCUGUUUCCUUCGUUUCCGGUUUUUCUUUUACUUCUCGGAGAUAGAUCAUGGCUUGUCGUAGAUUAGCUAUGCGUCGCUUGCCUCUGGCAGCUACUCCUAGUGUGGCUCUCUCCGCCACUUCCGUUUCCUCGUGCCGCCAAGCUUCGGUACGGCCCUUUUCACGGCUAUCACAAUACAAGGAUGGACUCUUGGGAAGUGCCUCUAGGAAUUCGCAACAAUUUUUUAAUGCAUCAUCGAUCUUCAAUCUCCAAGUCCGAUCUUAUGCGAGUAUGGUUAUCAAGGUUCCCGCAAUGGCCGAGUCGAUUUCGGAGGGGACGCUGAAGCAGUUCUCCAAAAAGGUUGGAGACUUUGUGCUGCAGGAUGAAGAGAUCGCGACCAUUGAAACCGAUAAAAUCGAUGUCGCUGUCAAUGCCCCGGAGGCGGGCACGAUUACCGAGCUUCUCGUCGAGGAGGAGGCCACCGUCACCGUCGGCCAGGAUCUUGUCAAGCUGGAAUUAGGGGGAGCUCCGGAGGAAAGCGGUGGAAAGCAGGAAGCGGCUGAAGGAGAGUCGAAAGCGCCGGCAGAUGCUGUCCAAGAGUCCGGAAACAAACAGGCGCCUCCUAAGGAAGAGCGCGAGGAGGGCGAGCCGCCUGUCGCCCCCAGCCAAGAAGGGCUCGGCAACCGCGAGGAGAAGCGUGUGAAAAUGAACCGCAUGCGUCUCAGAAUUGCGGAACGCUUGAAACAAUCCCAGAACACCGCCGCAUCCCUGACAACAUUUAAUGAAGUAGACAUGUCUGCCCUCAUGGAAAUGAGGAAGUUGUACAAGGACAAGGUUCUUGAGAAGACCGGUGUCAAGCUUGGUUUCAUGAGCGCAUUCACCCGGGCUUGUGUUCUUGCCUCGAGGGAUGUCCCGACCGUCAAUGCCUCGAUUGAAGGGCCAGACGGCGGCGACACCAUUGUGUACCGCGACUAUGUCGAUGUUAGUGUUGCCGUUGCGACAGAAAAGGGGCUUGUUACCCCCGUGGUGCGGAAUGCCGAAGCUUUAGACUUUGUGGGGAUUGAAAAGGCCAUUGCCGAACUGGGCAAGAAGGCGAGGGAUGCGAAACUCACCAUAGAGGAUAUGGCGGGUGGAACUUUUACCAUCUCUAACGGUGGUGUCUUUGGUUCCCUUUACGGUACCCCGAUAAUCAACCUUCCACAAACCGCUGUGUUGGGGCUUCACGCCAUCAAGGACAGGCCGGUUGCUAUUAACGGGAAGAUCGAGAUAAGACCGAUGAUGUACCUUGCCCUCACCUACGAUCACCGUCUCCUCGACGGCCGCGAGGCAGUCACCUUCCUAGUAAAGGUGAAGGAUUACAUUGAGGAUCCCCGCCGCAUGUUGUUAGGCAUUUAAUUUUGCCGCGCGGUUCCCCCCUCUAGCUCCUAUCCUGAGUGAUCUCCGCUCGUGUGCCCCUGGUCUCUCACAUUGUCACCAUGUUAUUACCACAUGUCGCUAGCCUCUUUUUCCCUUUUUCUUUUUUUUUUUUCCUUUUUUUUUUCCCGCUAAAUUCCCGGCAUACUGUAUUUAAACACUUUUUUCUCGAUUGAGUGAAUUAUUAUUAUUCACUUGCAAAAAAA